Molecule: messenger RNA, 811 nt
Organism: Vicia villosa (hairy vetch)
Lineage: Eukaryota; Viridiplantae; Streptophyta; Magnoliopsida; Fabales; Fabaceae
Exons: 1
Coding region: 193-561 (122 amino acids)
Source: RefSeq, a predicted model, not a curated record
CCUCCUCAUCUUGCAUUUAUUACACUCAACAACUUCUUCAUACUCACCUCUCCAUUCCAAUCCAUCAAACUUAACAAGAUCACAUUACAAAUCUCACAAAACUCAUUAAGAGAGACAAGUUAGGUUUCUUUUCUUUGAUUUUCUCUUAUGUAAAAAAAUUUCUUUCUUAUUUUCUUCAAAUAGUUGAAAACCAUGUCUUCCAUUCAAAUGAUGUCUGUUAACAAACUUGGUUACCAAAAGCUAAGACAUGAAGUUGGGUCAGAUGAUGAAAGGGAGAGAACCACCACCACCAUUCAGAGACCAAGGAAUUUUAUUAGGUUUAGAAAGAUUCCUUUGAGGAGGAGAUUCAAGGUGAAAAUACCAAGCUUGAGAAGACUUUGGAGGAAGAAAGCAAAAGUGGUUUCUUCCAUGAGAGUUUCAUGUGCUAAAGUUAUGAAAAGAUUUAAAGAUGGACAUGUUCAUUUUGGUGAUCUUUUUGCUGGAAACUACUUGUUCAUGCAAGUUAAUCCUUCUUCACUCAACUACCUUGGAAAAGAGCUAUCUCUUUCAAAAAUUGCUUAAUUGAUCUCUUGUUUAUUUUUGGUAUGUUUUUAUUUUUUUCAUUCUCUUUAACAACACUUUGGUGUUAUUGAAUUGUCUUCUUAUGUUAUCAUAAAGCCUUGUUUGCUAAAGCAAAAAUAGGUUCUUAAUUGUGCAAAAAUGUUGUAUUUGGUGUAGCAAAAUUACUUGCAGUUUUCAACUUGUUCUAGAUCUAAUUGCAUAAGGAAAGGAAGUUCAUAAUAAAUAGAAAAUUUUCUUAUUUUUCUUGAAA